Molecule: messenger RNA, 567 nt
Organism: Lottia gigantea (owl limpet)
Lineage: Eukaryota; Metazoa; Mollusca; Gastropoda; Lottiidae
Exons: 3
Coding region: 1-567 (188 amino acids)
Source: RefSeq, a predicted model, not a curated record
AUGGAAUCAAGAGAAAUCUAUGAAGGAGAAAUAGAUGAUGUGGAAACAAGAGAAAUAGAUGAUGUGGAAACAAGAGAAAUAGAUGAUGUGGAAACAAGAGAAAGGGAUUAUGUGGAAACAAGAGAAAUAGAUGAUGUGGAAACAAGAGAAAUAGAUGAUGUGGAAACAAGAGAAAGAGAUGAUGUGGAAACAAGAGAAAAAGAUGAUGUGGAAACAAGAGAAAGAGAUGAUGUGGAAACAAGAGAAAUAAAUGAUGUGGAAACAAGAGAAAUAGAUGAUGUGGAAAUAAGAGAAAUAGAUGAUGUGGAAAUAAGAGAAAUAGAUGAUGAGGAAACAAGAGAAAUAGAUGAUGUGGACACAAGAGAAACAGAUGAUGUGGAAACAAGAGAAACAUAUGACGUGGAAACAAGAGAAAGAGAUGAUGUGGGAACAAGAGAAAGAGAUGAUGUGGAAACAGGAGAGAUAGAUGAUGUAGAAACAAGAGAAAGAGAUGAUGUGGGAACAAGAGAAAUAGAUGAUGUGGAAACAAGAGAGAUAGAUGAUGUAGAAACAAGAGAAUUCAAAUGA